Molecule: messenger RNA, 1065 nt
Organism: Daphnia magna
Lineage: Eukaryota; Metazoa; Arthropoda; Branchiopoda; Diplostraca; Daphniidae
Exons: 3
Coding region: 1-1065 (354 amino acids)
Source: RefSeq, a predicted model, not a curated record
AUGUGCCAAUAUUGCCCAACUGCGUCCAAUCCCGCCGAUCUGUUAACAAGAGGCGUAACCCUGCAACAACUGAAAACUUCUUCCAUCUGGAUCAGUGGACCAUCGUGGCUAACUGUGCUUCAUUUGGUGGAAAUCUCAGCUAAAGCAGCACCAGCUCGUCUUCCUUUAGUGAUUGAUGUUUCAACCGUCAUGAAAAUCAAUCGUUUCAAAUGGUCUUCUCUGAGAAGAACCACGGCCCUUUUGUUCUGUCAGUUGAGAAAUUUCCGUCUUAAAAAAGAAUGGAUUCGAAGUCUUCUUACAGCAAAAGAACUCCUACAUGCAGAACUCCAAUGGAUUCGCUCAUUUCAAUUCCAUUUUCUUUCUGCCGAACUUGAGUAUCUUCGCGGUGACAAAAAUAGACGCCGCCCGCCAUUAGUGACUCAACUGGACCUCUAUCUGGACGAGAACUUGGUAAUCCGGUGCCGAGGUCGUUUGCUCAACGCCGAUAUUUCCAGGGCGGCGCAGAAUCCUGUUCUCUUACCGAAGAACACUGAUCUCACACGUCUCAUAAUUCGAUACUACCACGAACGAUCACUUCAUUCGGGAAUCAGCAUCGCGAUUUGUCAUAUUCGUCGACGUUUUUGGAUUCCUUCCAUCAGACCACAAGUGAAAGCUAUCGUCCUUCUAUACACAACCUGCCGCCGGGUGAAUGGACCUCCUUACAGAGCUCCCAAUCCAGCUAAACUACCCAGCUUUCGCGUCCGUGGGGACAAAGCCUUCGCCGUAACUGGAAUUGACUUUGCUGGACCCUUCCCCAUCCGCGCUAUCCUGACCAGCAAGAGUCAAAGGCAAGACCUCACUACAGCUAACUUUCUAUUAGCCUUCCAAAGCUUCAAUUCGCAUCAUUUCCAACCGAGAAUUGUAAUUUCGGAUAACGCAACUACCUUUGAAUGGGACAUCACAUGCAACAAACGACCCGAACUUCGUGUCAAAAUCGGCGAUGUUGUUCUGGUGCACAACGAAGGUCCAAGGAUCGACUGGAAGCUAGCCGUCGUCGAAGAACUUAUUGCCAGCCCUGACGGCUAA